AUGGAGGGGGGAACCAGCAAUAAGGACAAGCUGUUCUUUAAGUUAUAUGAGUAUAUAAACAAGUUAGAUAACUUUGCAUGUGAUGAUGCUAGCUUGGAGAAGGAGGGGAGGAAGAAAGUUCUAUACAUUAGUAAGAAGGCAAAGGGGAAGAAAAGAUCUACUGAUGGGAAAGUGACCAAGUCGGAGGUAAAGGGAGAGGGCAGGAGGGCUCAUUCGCCGCAGGGGGCGGAUGACGGCAGCCAGGACGACAGUCAGGACGGUGGUAGUUACACCAUCAGUUGUAGCAGCAGUUACAGCAGUUACGACAGUAGCGGGGAUGAAGCAGAAAGCGCCCUGCACGGUGAAAAAGGGGGACACUCGGGGAAAGCGGAAACUGCGUCUGCCAUCUCCCCGCGGGAUUACCCUCUCAAAGCGGAAAACGAUGAAAAGGGUGGCCCAGUUAAUGUUCACUCGUACGCGCACACCCAGACGAACAAAAAGAAAGAGAAGACAAAGAAAAAAAAAAGAAACACCAUUCAGGGGGGUCACACCCGUCAAAGCAACAUCAUUCAAAGCAGCACCACACGAAGGAACGACCUCCUGUGCGAAAUAGAAAACUACUACGUAAUUGCAAAGCUGAAGAGAAAAAUGGAAGAAUACAAAAGUGUAAACGACAUUAAAAUUAUAAACAGCCAAGGGAAUUGUAAUCUCCUAGGGAUGGCGCAAAAAAUUGAUGGGAUUAUCAACGCAUAUAAAAAGGUUGAGGACGAAUUGGAUAAAGUAGAGAAGAACAAGCAAUUUAUUUACGAUACUUUUUAUUCAAUUUUUUUGAACUAUUAUUCGAGGUAUGAAGAAUUGAAAUUAAUAAAGGGGAAUAAACGAAGAGUAGAACGCCACUUGAAAUUUUACACCAACGUUGACCAUUUCGAGAAGGUACUCAACCAUAUGGAGAAAAACGAGUAUGCUUAUUUUAUUGAAAUGCAUAAUAAUUCUUUGCAGAAAAGUGCAGGGAAGGAAUGUUCCGGGGAGGUGCUUAAGUCGGACGAGCAGAGUGAUUAUGAUGAGAGCGAGACAGUCUCGGGGGAUGAAGAAGGACAGGCAGAAAUGGACAAUUUGGCCGGGGAAGAUAUACAGAACUGGGUAACUUCAUACGGCACGGAAGGGGGGGACACAGUAUGUGAGGAAAACAAGGCGGAGGAUGAAGGGAGCCACGAAAUUGAUAACUACUUACUUAGUGAAUCGGAGAAGGAGGAAGAGGUAAACUUCCCUGUCGGAGGAUAUGCUACCCAGAGGGGGCAACAUCACGAUGAAGAUGCAGUUCAAGGGGGUACACAUAAUGGUGGUAGCGAAACGGAACGAAUUUCGUUGGACGAAAAAGCAGGAGUUGACGCAAAAUGGGUGAGUAACAAGUACGUCGUACAGCGUCCCAGCGGAGGGGUUGGCUUAAUUGGGGGCAACCCCCUCCAGGGUAAACUGCGCGGUCGUAUCUGGUGGGCGAAAAAGAUGAAAAGGAGCUCAGGAGGUGGGAUAUCAAAUGGGGUAGCAACGAGUGGGGAGGCCCCUUCUGACGCCGCAAAGCAGCCCCACCGUGGCAAAACCAAACGGCCGAGCGAGAACGAAAUUUGUCAAAUGUUGCAGUUUUCCGAAAAGGCCAUAAAGUUCUUCAAGAAAAAUGGCACCUAUUUACACGCCAGGGCUAAAUUGACCAAAUAUCAGUCCAUCAUAAGGCGUAUUUUGAAAUAUGUGAUUAAUUUGUUCAGGGACGUUUUAAACAACGCAGAGUUGAACAUACCCUGUGGUAGAGGGGGGGAGAAUUUGCCCUUCUAUGGUAUCUCGUCGGGGGAGUUAAGCUGUAGGGGGUAUUGGUGGGAUGGCAGUAGCCUGAGCAGAGAAAACCCCCUUUGGGGAAAGCAUCCCUCGGCUGAUAAAACUUACAAUUCCCUGAGCGAAAAAAGACUACCUGAGGAAGACAACCAUAUGAACAAUUUCAAAUGUGACGAUAUGAAGGACACCCCAGAAUGCACAAAUAAUGAGAAGGACGAACCGAAACCCACGCAGCAGGGUGAGAUAGCCAAUUUGACGGAGGGGCAAAACCUCUCUUCCGCAGAGGACGAAAUGGAGGAUAAUCCACUCUACAAAAACAUAAGCAUGAUCUAUUUUAGCAAGUAUAUAAAUGAGGUGGAGUACUACAAGAAGUUUAAAAUAAAGUGCAGCUGCAUGCGAGAUGUAAUAUUCUUCAUUUAUGAAAAGUCCCUCUUGGAUGAAAAUAAUUUGUACACAGAGGAAUAUAACAAACUGGAGAAUUUCUACGUAAGUACAAGGGUAAAGCUACUGAACAGUCAUGUGCUAAGCAGUAAUGUCCUGAGCAAUUUUGAGUACCUACUGAAGAGUGACAUUUGCAAGUAUAUAAAGAAUAUCUGCUUGCUAGCAAUGUACGUGUCUAAAUUGGAGGUGGACUUGUACACACACAUAUUCAAUAACAACCUGAACAAUUCCGUGAACAUUAUUUUAAAUAACAUUGGGGUGUGCAUUUUUGAUUGCAUACAUGAUUGCAUCCAGCAGCUUAACAACAUACAGUUGAUAAGAAAAAUUAUCCGAACCAUUUAUGUGGACAUUAUCGAUACGUAUAGUGAUAAUUCGUACAGGGUCAUUUGUGAUUACUUAAAAAAAAUUUGUAAAAUUUUGAAGGAAAAAUUACUCUACGUGAUAGAGAUAUACAUUUCGUAUUACACCAAAAAUACCAGUGCUACUUUGCCCUAUGUGUGCUUCUACCCGCUCAGGAAAAAAUUUAUCAACAUGGUGAACAAUUUUUUGUAUGAUGAAUAUCUCCUCACGGGGGAUGUGCAUACUAAGGGGGAGCAAAACGAACAGGUGAAUAGCUUGUUUUCCUUCACUGAGAGUAAUCACCCCAUUGGUGAGUGCGUACCAUCGGGGGAUAAAUCCGAACCAGUGCGUAGUUUUGACAAUUGCGAGGAGGGGAACCCAAUAAGUGGGGACCCUCACAAGGUAGAUGAUCCAUCCAGAGAGAGCAUAAGCAGUGUAAACAACAUUGAAAGUGGGAAUAGCGCUGAAAGCGUGGACAGUCGGGACAGUUUGGAAAGCUUCCCCAGCGGAACAUACUCAAAGCAGAGAAAAUGCAACGGGAACGUGCUGAAUGAGAAGAAUGUAUACAAGCCGUUUUCCUUCCACGGGUUCCAAUUUAAUAAGGAUACCAAAUUCGGCCUCCGCGGUAUAGACCUAAACAUUAUUGGUACCAUCCUAAUUCUGAAGACGAUACAUUUUAUAAUCGACGAAGAGACGCUGCUGGAGCUGUUCAGGGAGUGUCUGGAAAAUAGCUUCAACUCCAUAACAUGCAUUUAUAAGGAGCACAUGAAAAAUCAUCCUCAGGACAUGUUUAAUGGCGCUCUUUAUUUAAUCAAGAAUUUGAGUCUUUUGCUAUAUUUGUUUUACAAAGUUACGAAGGAUGGUGAGUUUUUCCGCUUUUACCUGCACAGCGGAUUGACUGAACAACUCCUCUUUGGGGAAUCUCCAAAAGAGUGGAUAAUGGAAAGCCACAGUAGCAGCGGGAAAAAGGAAGGCGACAAAGUGGGGGCCGAAAAUGAAAACUCCAUUUUGUGCUUUUUCAAAAGGGUGUACAAUAUGUCUUCACAGGACGACGUGCAGAACAGAAUCCUGGCCACCUUCAACGAUGCCAUUUAUAACUUUACCGUAGCGACUGUGUCAAGGGUUUGUUCGCCCUUGAUUAAAAUACUAUCCAUGGAGUACAAAGAAAGUGCGCUUGAAAAGGAGGAAGAAAUUAAAAAAACGACUCACGAUUUUUUGAAUGCAAAAAGGAGUUGCCAGUCAGAUUUGCAAUUCGGACAGGAGAAAAUGGACUUCUCCUUUUUGCGCGAAAUAAACUUUGACUUGUUAAAGGAGUACGCAGAAAAGGUUAACAACGUGACCAAUGAAGAACCACCCAACUGCUCCAACCUGGAUGACGUAAAAAAAAACCUCCAAUCGUUUAAGCAAAACGUUUGUAACCUCUUUCCGAGGAUAUAUUUUUACGUGAAGUUAUUUAUUUGCUCCAAUACGGAAAAGCCAGACGAGAAUGACUUUUUCCCCGGACUGUUUGCCCACAUCGUGGGUCUCCUGACGUACAAGAUGAUCGGCCUGCUCAGCGAGGUGUACCUCAUCAUGCGGCUCAAGUAUGCACACCAAGUGGAAGCCAUAUUUGAAGAGAACUACGUCAACGACAUUUUCCUCUUCCUGAAUUCGAGCGAACAGUACGUCUGCUCCUUUUCGGACAUCCACCAGUACUUCGACACAAACAAGAAUUACAACCUUUGGGGGGAGUAA
Molecule: messenger RNA, 4317 nt
Organism: Plasmodium coatneyi
Lineage: Eukaryota; Apicomplexa; Aconoidasida; Haemosporida; Plasmodiidae
Exons: 3
Coding region: 1-4317 (1438 amino acids)
Source: RefSeq, a predicted model, not a curated record